Molecule: messenger RNA, 5814 nt
Organism: Scophthalmus maximus (turbot)
Lineage: Eukaryota; Metazoa; Chordata; Actinopteri; Pleuronectiformes; Scophthalmidae
Product: formin-1-like
Exons: 18
Biological process (GO): actin nucleation
Cellular component (GO): nucleus; endoplasmic reticulum membrane; cytoplasm
Molecular function (GO): microtubule binding
Source: RefSeq, a predicted model, not a curated record
AUUAACGUGGCACUCGUCAUGGAGGGCACACACACCAUCUUGAUCCUGUAUGCACCCAUCCGUGAGCUCAGCAACAUCAGCCUGUAUUACCCCAAGAGGCGGGCCCCGAGCUUUAAGUACGAGAGCCGUGCCCCUCAUUCAGAAAGUGCUGGUAAUGACCAUGACUGGGGAAAGGAGGGCCUUGUGGUGUCCGAACAAAGAGGCCAGUCUUCAGGCUCCACGCGCGAACUCCUCAACUCCCUGCCGGCAACAAAGGAAGCUGUUGCAGAGCUCUGCUGGUUUGCGGCGGAGCACCAUCAGUUGCUGGCGGAUCUCUUAUCGCUGUGCAGGGAUUGUGCCAACAAGGUCAGGAUGGGCAACCAGGAUGGGAAACUCCAGGAUUACAUGGAGGGUCAGGAAGUUCAUCUCGGAGGUCAGGUUCUCAGCAGCAGCAGCAGCAGCAACUGUCCUCUCACUGUGUCUCCAGAGCACAAGAGAGCUACGUCCAAGAGCAAGAGGCUGAAAAAGUUGGGCAGCAAAACGCUUGACAGUGCUGAGGAUUUCCUAUACAGUAAGAUGAAGAAGAAAGUUACGAGUGGGACUUCAUGUGCAGAAUAUCCUGCUCAGAACAGCGUGGCCGUGUCUGCAGCCUCAGUAGUGGAGCAGACCCCAGGCACUCCGGCCUCUGUCCAUGUCUCUGACAGCCCAGCCACUGGCUCUUACGUCAGUGCAGUCAGUAAUCCAAUCCUUCCAAUGGAGGAACCCUUCCAGAUCGGUCGUGAGGGCUGGGACUUCAUGGAGGACAACCGGGCAUUUGACCCUGACAUGUAUUUUUGUAAUGAUUUCUCAGAGUACGACAGUGAGGGUUAUGAGUCGUCUUUUUGUAGCCUGAUGGAAGGACUGACCCGACGGGAGAGCGGGAGCAACCUUCGACCGAUGAAGAGGUUCGAUUCCCCGGUCGAGACGUUAUCUGAAUCAACGUCAACAGCCAAGUCCGCUCAGCAGCUGUACGGCAACAUCAAUCAGAGGAAUACAGGGUUCAGGGUGGUGGCUAAAGUGCAGGAUGUGGACGGGAAGGUGCAACGCGUCAGCCACACAAGCCCAGAAAGGGAAGGUCCAACCGAGUGGAGAGGGGCAAACAGAGACCGCCUGCUGGGAGUCGGUAGAGAAAAGAUGGGUAACAAGCACUCUGAGGGGCUAUGGUUGCCCCUGUCCAAUACUACCAAUCCAUCAUCCUCAAUUAAAUCCCACAUGAAGAGCCCCUCUUCUUCUUCUUCUUCUCUCGCCGGGGUCUUUAACACAUCCUUCCCGGCCUCAAACAGCCUCCAGAGCAUGUCCCCAGUCCUUUCCCCUCUGCCCUCCAAGCAGGCGAGCCCACAGCUCAACCACCGCAUCGUGCUGCUGUCAGACAAGGACUUGGACCCAGAUCGGGACAACUCCAGCAGCGCCGACGAGCCCAAGAUCUUCACAGAGGUCAUCGACAGGAACGGCAACAAGCGCACCAUCACCCGUCUGGAUCUGAGCCUCAGCAGGCGGCCGAGCGCCAGCAAGUGGAAUUCCUCCAGCAACUCCACAACAACAGAGGACUCCCUCUUGCGUCAGGAUGAUAUUUGGAUGCUGGAUGGCGACGAGCCUCAGGAGCCCCUCUCCCGUGUUCCACGCCCUGAUCACCUCGACUUCCUGCGCAUCACACCACCCGAGGAUGACAUCAUUGGGGACACACCCUAUUAUCCGAAGCUGGAGUGCACGACCGAGGUCACGUCCCCUGCAGACAGUGAGGACCGAACUCCGGGGCGGCUGCAGGCUGUGUGGCCCCCACCCAAAGCUAAAGAUGAGGAGGAGAAGGUGGGGCUCAGGUACACCGAGGCAGAGCACCAGGCUGCCCUCUUGCAGCUGAAGAGAGAGUGCAAGGAAGAGCUGGAGAGGAUGCAUUCCGACCUUGAGCUUCAGAUCUUCCGACUGCGAGGUGAGUAUGCCGGCUCACUAUCGCACCUGGAGGGAGUUGUCGCCCGGAUGCAAAGAGACAAGUCGUACAACACGGGUCAGGAGCGCGGCGAGGUCCGCGACGCCGCUGUGUCCACAGCGGACGACUUGACACCCAAGACCUGCCGCACUGUGGGCAUCCAGACGGACAGGGAGACUUUCAUCAAGAGCCCCGAGGGCGACGGCGGGCUCACUCAAUGCCCCUCCCAGAACGUGCCGAAAAAACUCAGCUUGGACUCUAUUGGUCUGAAUCUCAAAGGUGAAACCGCCACAGGACCUUCUGCCCCACCACCGCCUCCCCCUUUACCAGGCCAAGCGGCAGCACCACCACCUCCUCCUCCACCACCCCUCCCACCAGGUCUUUCAGGACCACCGCCACCUCCUCCCCCUCCUCCUCCUCCCCCUUUGCCAGGCAACAGGGGAGCACCACCACCACCCCCUCCACCACCUCCUCUCCCUGGAGGUGGCCCGCCACCACCCCCUCCUCCUCCUCCUCCCCCUCCUGGCCUACCUGGAGCUGGUCCCCCUCCUCCUCCCCCUCCUCCAGGCGCCGGCCCUCCACCUCCUCCCCCCAUGGGGGGGUUCAGUUUUGGCCAGAAAGCGGAGGCCCCGAGGAAGCCUGCCGUCGAGCCUGCCUGUCCCAUGAAGCCCCUGUACUGGACCAGGAUACAGAUACAGGACAAUAACAACAACACACUGUGGGGCUCCCUGGAGGAACCAAACAUCGUCAACCCAAAUGAGUUUGAGGACUUUUUCUCCAAGGCCACGCUACAGGCGAAGAAGAAACCGCUGUCAGACACCUACGAGAAGAAAACCAAAACCAAGAAGAUUGUCAAGCUGCUGGACGGGAAGCGUUCACAAGCAGUCGGCAUCCUCAUAUCGAGCCUGCAUUUGGAGAUGAAGGACAUUCAGCAAGCUGUUCUGACUGUGGACAACUCUGUGGUGGAUUUGGAGACCAUCGAAGCUUUAUACGAAAAUAGGGCCACCAGCGAUGAGAUGGACAAGAUAAUGAGACAUUACGAGAAAUCAAAGGAAGAUGAAGUCAAACUGUUGGACAAACCUGAACAGUUUCUCUAUGAGCUCUCCCAGAUUCCUGACUUUGCGAGCCGGGCCCACUGCAUCAUCUUCCAGUCAGUGUUCCUCGAUACCAUCUCCUCCAUCCGUCGCAAGGUGGACAUUAUCUCCACUGUCUCCAAAGAGCUGCUAGAGCGUGACAGUGUGCGGGAUGUAAUGGGUCUUGUUCUGGCCUUUGGGAACUAUAUGAACGGAGGGAACAGGACACGGGGUCAGGCUGACGGCUUUGGACUAGAGAUCCUCCCCAAACUAAAGGACGUCAAGAGCAGGGACAAUUGUAUCAAUCUGGUGGAUUAUGUGGUUUUAUAUUACCUACGUAAUUUUGACAAGCAUGCCAGCACAGAAAAGAGUGUGUUCCCUCUGCCGGAGCCUCAGGAUUUCUUCCAGGCCGCUCAGGUUAAGUUUGAAGACAUCACCAAGGACCUCAGGAAGCUGAAGAAAGAUCUAACUGCCUGUGAGAAAGAUGUGCAGAAGGUGUGUACUAACUCGGCAGAGGAACUUCUCCAGCCCUUCCAGGAGAAGAUGGAGGGAUUUAUCUCUGCAGCUCAAAAGGAGCAUUGCGCCGAAGACGACCGGCUUAGUUCUGCACAGAAAAGUUUCCAGGACAUGGUGAGCUACUUUGGUGCCAAGCCGAAAUCCGGGGAGAAAGAAGUGGCACCGGGUUACAUCUUUAUGUUCUGGUACGAGUUUUGCAACGACUUCAAGAGCACCUGGAUACGACAAAGCAAGAUCGUCUCCAAGGAGAGGUUGAAGGAAGCCCAAGAAAACAUCAAGAAGAUCACGGCAGAGAAGCGAGUUGAGACCAAGAAGAUUAACGCCAACAGUCUGAAAGAGAGACUGCGGCAGAAGGAAGCCGGCGUGUCCACCAGCUAAAACUACGAGUGAAGAAGAAGAGAAAAUGAGGCCUCGUUGUGGUAAGAAAUGUUGGACAAGAUCGCGGAUGAGAGAAGCCACCGGCCUCAACCACACUGGACUCCGUACAAAUCACAAUAAAACCUCGCUGGACUCUUACUUCUCCCACUGCCCGUAUCUCUGCGCUACUAACAGCACUGGACAACCCCCCAUCCACCCCCCACCCACAUGUCGAAGCCUUUUGGCUAUUGAAAAAAAGAAAACUCCUGCACCGAGGAUGCAUGGCUGACACAGCCCAAGUGAUGGGAGUCGUAAAGGCUAAAGGUUGACCUCAUUCAUCCAGCGCGGCGUGCCCUCUGAGAGCCCAGCUUGUGAAAGGUCUCAGCGGGUCAGUGGGAUCCACAACAGUGCCAGCUGACGCGAGAUUCCUCCUGGAUCCACAAGAGCUUGAGAAUCCAUUCUUUUUCAGGACUGUGGGCCACAACCAGAGCGACGAUAUGUGUUGAAAGUGUUCCGACAUAUUCGAAGGAAGGAAAAACAAUCCUUGUUGACGAAACAGCUCUCUCUCUCUCUCUCUCUCUCUGUUUCUCUCUCUGUCUCUGUCUCUCUCUCUCUCUCUCUCUCUCUCUCUCUCUCUCUCUCUCUCUCUCUCUCUCUCUCUCAGGGAAGCAGCUCCCGGUGUCUCCUCCGCUGCGUAGCGAAUAGCUGCUCAGUAGCUUUGUGGGGUAUGAUAAAUGAUCUGCGCUGGGCAGAUGAAGACACUGUCGUGUGUGAAACACACACACACACACACACUCACACCUCUCCUGGGAGACAGCCAGAGAAGAGCAGAGUGACCGGGCAACGCGUCUGGCCCCCAGGCCCCAGACCCUUCACACACACACACACACAAACACACACCUACUUAUUCAAAAACACAACGUUUUGGCCGUGCACCCCCUCGCCCCAAGAAUGAAAAUGUACCUAAUGCGAAGUUUUUAAAGCCUCGUUGCGUGCUGUACGUCGCAUCGUGCCCAGCACAGGUUUAAGCACUUUCCCCGCUUGUUGCAGUCGCUGCAUGUCGUAGCUCAGCAUUGGCCAACACACUCCCCAUGUUAUGCUAACUGCGUGCAUUUCUUUCUUUUUUUUCAGAUGACCUGCACUUUUUCUGCGCCUCUUUUUUCCUAUGCAAGAGAAGGGUUUUCCCCCUGCUAAAAGUUUCAGGAAUAACGUUGCUUAAUGUUUAAAAAUCCCGGUCCAUUUCUGAGCUGCAAAGCUCUAAGACUUAAGAUGUAACCACGCUGCUGUGUCAUUCAAGAAAAGUAUAUUUAUGUAAGGAAAGAUUUAUUUUAUGCCAAAAGACAUCAACUUUGUUCCCUUUGAGGCUGUGUAUUUUUUAAAUGAGUUGCGGGUGAGUCGACUUGACGCGUCAGUCGGACUAUCGAUUUAUUUUCAAAUGGAUAUGUACAGUUGUACCCUGAUGAUAUGUGGAAAUGUAGCGAUUUACAUGAUGAAAACCGUUGCCGCCUCUGUUAAGUUUUAGAGAGAUCGGGGUUAUAUUUUGGGUAUUGAGAACAUUUAAGUAUAUCACCUGAAGCCAUGCGAGUCGCUAUACCUCAAGACAAACGUUCUUUUUAUCGAGGUUUCCAUUAAACUGCACCUUGAACUACUUUUUUUUUGUUUUAUCCUCCAGAGUCUUUCACGUGUGCCAUUUAUUUUAUAAUAAAAAUCGAGAUAUUUCAUAACGUUAAACUGCGACGUUUUACUUUAGAGGGUUUGAAGAACAAAAAAACAAAAAAAAAAGCUGAUAUUGACCGAGGAAUUGUUGUAGCCUCUGCUGUAUGUAUGUCAGCUGGUGCGACCUUCAGUAGCUCCGAUGUAGGCUGGACUGUAAUUUUAUGGAAUUGUUUUAAAUUUCAAGAAUAAACUACUGGAUACCGAAACAAA